UGCUUGGGUUGAGUGAUGCUGCAAAACACGCCACAUGAGUGUACAUCAUCAUUUUCCAUUUUCAGCAAUCAUCAUCAUCAUCAUCAUUCUGUAUACACGGAUGCGCUGGAAGCCAUUAGCUAGACGAGCCAAUCUACAUCUAUGCUAAACACUGGCAGGUCGAACCAGAUUUGGAAAAAUCACCAUGGCUAGUUGGGCGCUAUUUCUACUGGCUGCUCUACCGUUUGCAUAUUGUGGUCAUUUCAGUGGACAGUGUAAUCCAAAUUUCUACAAGACCCCAAUAUGUUUGAACACACCUGGCGCUUACUUCUGCGAGUGUGGUGCUGGAUUUGAGUGGAACAGCAAGCAGUGCAUUGCCCAAUCUGUGGACUCGCGUCUCGAGUACAGCGAUGCAGAGGCAGACAGCUAUGCCGUGCUGCUGGGCAAAAACUUCCCCUCCCUGGAGGCUUUCACAGUCGGGCUGUGGAUGCGGCUCAGCUCGGCCAACUACGAUGGGCGGAACGGCACGGUCCUGGCUUACGGCUUCCCAAGCAAGAACAGCGAGGAGCUGUGGAUCAGCAUCGGUGCGAGUUUCUUCGCGAUGCGCAUUCGGGGAAAGGAGUUGGGCGUGCGGCUGAAGCCCAGCUUGGCCCUUGACAGAUGGGUGCACGUUGUCUGCACGUGGACGUCAGACGGUGGUGUUUGGUCGUUGUUCGUCGACGGACGCCAGGCGCACACGUCGGAUGGCCUGGCUCCCGGCAAGACAAUCCGUGCAGGCGGACGACUGGAGAUCGGCGUCCGUCGCAAGCGCGACUUCGGCCCCGGCCGCAGCUCCGACAGCGGCGCGGCGGUCAACACCACGUUCGACCACAGCGUCUCGUUCAAGGGCGACAUCAGCUACUUCAACAUGUGGAGGGGCGUGUUAGGGGCGGACCACAUCGCGGACAUGCACGGGGACUGCACGUUCACGUACUGCGGCGACGUGACGGAGUGGGUAGACUUCCGGACGGGAACCAGGGGGGAGCUCAAGCUGCGAUGGCCGUCGGGAGUCUUCGAGACAUGCAUUCGGGAUAAACCUCAAGGCUGUGAUGCUUAUUGCACUGGAACCAUUGGUCCGCAAUGCCAGCAGGAGUUUUCAGAGAAUAUAGAGUGGCCCCGGACCCCAGUUGGCGAAGAUGCCUCCAUGCCUUGCCCCGGGGAUACCAGCGCAACGCUGAACGACGACACGGAUGCAGACCAAGACGCAGACAUACCGCAAGGCAGUCGCACUUGCCUUGGAGAUGGCAUCGUGGGGGAGGAGUCAGAUGAUCUUCUGUGGGGGGAGGCAGACGUGACCGAGUGUCUGUCUGAAGAUGUCCGACUCUUACAGCUCAAGAUUGAGAGCCUUCACAGCAACAUCUCCAGAGGCCUGGCGUACAAUAGCUCCACGAUCUCGGCUCUUUUAGAGGAACUACACCGCAAUGCUGUCCAGUACCGGUCCAAUCCGGCCGACAUAACGGCCGACAUCUACGGGGUUCAGACGCUAAUCAAGAUCCAAAACUCCACGCUGAGUCUUGACGCACUGGGUUACCCUAGCAGAGAGGAAAUCUUGCACUUUGCUACGGUUGUUUGCAACAUCUUUGACAUCAUAUUGGACGAGCGGAACAACCCAGCCUGGCGCGGCACCGCCCCCCGCGGGGCGGGGGCCAUGCGCGUCAUUCACGCCGUGCACGAUUUCACCGAUUUGAUGGCCACUAGCCUCCUCUUGCACAUGGGUACCGGCGAGUCGGCAACCGACGACAGUUCCAUGUGGACGCACACUGGUUCUAGUUUCGCAUUUCACGCGCGAGUUGUGCAGCCAGAGAACUUUGAAGGGUUAGUGUUACCAGACAGCUCCCCUGCAAUGGCCUCCCUGAAUGACGAUAACGGAUACGUGGAUCUGCCCGAGACGCUGUUUGAAGAAAUGCCCGAAAAUGGCUGGCCAGAGAAUGUCGUCAUUACCUACACCAGGUACAACUCCACUUUGCCGGAGUAUCUUCCCAAUCACCCAGAGCCGGUCGUCGUCAACUUCUACCGCGACAAAGCCAAGGAGCAUCUGCACAAGGAGGACAAUGUCAACUCUGUCGUCAUAGCGACCAGGGUGCAUCUGAAAGAUAACGGCAUCGUCUUCUCCAACACGUCCGACCCGAUCAGCUACGUCAUGAAAUACAAAAUGACGCUGAAUAUCUCCAACCCAGAAUGUGUGACUCUCGUGACAAAUCCAAAUCCACACGACUGGGCGUGGACCGGGAGUGGUUGCGAGGUGACGGAGAGUGACAGCGAGCACGCUCAGUGUAGCUGCAGCCAUCUUGGCAUCUUUGCGGUCACCACGGACAUGUACGACGUCAACUGGGACCCCGGCGAGCCGCCUCAUUUCUACCUGACGGUUGCUUCUUACAUCGGCAUCCUUGUCUCCCUGAGUCUCUUCACCACCUCCAUGGCAGUCUUCAUUUACCUUAGGUGCGAAACUGACACGGUGGCUGUGCAUCGUAACCUGGGCAUAGCGAUGAUUUGUCUCCAGUUGUGCUAUUUUAUUGGGAUCACACGUGAUGAAAACGAGACUGUCUGCAAAGUCUUUGCCAUUGCCAUCCAUUUCUUUGUCCUGUCUACGUUUGCGUGGAUCUGCAACGAGGCAUUCAACUUGUACAUGGAGGUGGUCAAUUCCAUCCACGCUGACACGCAGCCGCAGGGCAAUAUGCUCCGAUACUACAUCAUUGGAUAUGUGUUUCCAGCAGUUCUCGUGGGUGCUGUGGUCAAGAUCAAGUGGGACACCUAUUUCUCGCCAGACGUAUGUAUUCUUGACACCAACCAUAUAUGGUUUUUGAUCGGCCCCGCUGGCGGACUGUGGGCGGUGACAGUUUUUGUACUCGUCUACACGGGCAAAGCGAUCAUGGAAAGUUCCUAUUCCAAAGAUCGGGAGGCCAACAAAGUCACCGGGAACCACUGCAAGGGCUGUUGGAUUCAGAGCGUCUUGAUGCUGAUUGCCUGGGCUUUCGCUAUCACCUCCAUCUUGAUGUACAGUGUCAUCCCGCAGAUACUUUUUGCCAUGUUCAACAUCUUACAGGGGGCGUUCUUCUUCGUCUUUUUCUGCGUACUGAACGGCGAGGUGGUGGAGAUCUUGGCCGAGCGUCGUUCCACGCUUGGCCUGACAGUGUCCCCCAGCAUUCCCCGCUCCACCAAGUACAGCGUGUACCGACGCUACGUACCCAUCAAAGCAUUAGGGAGUGGCAAGAGGCGCGGCCAGCCCGCCGCCCAACCCCAACCGAUGGCCGACACCCCGGCCAGCCCCAAGGAAGUCCAGCGUCAGCGCCAGCCAUGCCUGCCGUCCUCCAGCGCAGGCGAGGCCUCGCCGGACCUGCGCAACGAGGAGAUGAUGGGGGUCAAGGGCCACCGCUUCCUGGCCGGUGGCGGUGGGGGCAGCUCGGGGCCGGACUCCCCGCUGAUCGGGGUUGGAAGCGGCCAGCUGCCAAGGAAGUUCAAGGGGAGGAGAAGCAAAGCUGAGGAAACGAGCAUGGAUGUGAUUGCCAUUCGUCCACCCAGCGAUACAUUUCCCGAGAUCGAUACGGGUGAUAUUGUCACGACAGUCUAAUUACACCAGGGUUUCCAGUUCAAGACCUUUUUGGUCUUUAUGCUAAUGAAAAUUUAGUUAUGACUUAACUGAGGGAAUAAUAAUUUGGGAGGCUAAUUAUCCUUACUCGCAGCUGGUAUGCUGAAUUGCGA
Molecule: messenger RNA, 3717 nt
Organism: Patiria miniata (bat star)
Lineage: Eukaryota; Metazoa; Echinodermata; Asteroidea; Valvatida; Asterinidae
Product: adhesion G protein-coupled receptor L4-like
Exons: 25
Coding region: 185-3586 (1133 amino acids)
Biological process (GO): adenylate cyclase-activating G protein-coupled receptor signaling pathway; cell surface receptor signaling pathway
Cellular component (GO): membrane
Molecular function (GO): G protein-coupled receptor activity
Source: RefSeq, a predicted model, not a curated record